AUGUCUAUCCCAUUGACUCCAAAACUUCAAACUGAAGACGCUUCUAGCUUCGCUUUUAAGCAGCGAUUUGGAAAAAUCAACUGAGAACAAAUAAAAUACCUCGACCUAGACACUGCAUUUCAAGCUGGAGACAUUGAUAACUUGCAGCCAAUUAUAGAAAAUCUUACAUAUUCCACUAUCGACCGUGAAGAUUUAGAAAGAAUCGGUGACUCAAACGUCCUCAAAAUUUUUAAGCUUUCCCAGCUAGCUAUUGAAUAUCUUUUAUUUGUCCAAAACAAGCUAUACCAGCAAGGCAGCUCCUCAGAGUCCCAAUACAAGUCUUAUUUCGAGCAAAACCAAAGUUUACAAUUAUCAUUAACUUCUAAUGAAAAAGAAAUAAACGCUUUGAAAAAUGAGCUCAAGCAGAAAAAACGCGCCGUGACCACUUAUGAGUACCUAUUAAGGCAGCCCUCAUCUGCAGCUAUUAUGAAUAAAGUCAUGACCCGGGCAAAUGCAGUAAAAUGUGAACACUGCUCAAAAUGCUUCGUUUCUCAAGAAUUUUUAGAAAAACAUAAAGCGAGGAGGCAUAUUCCAGGGAAAUCUCAAAGCGUCGAAAUUUUGCCUCAGACUCCGCCAACACAGAUUGAUAUUGUACCGAUAAUGGACACUUUAAGCAAUUUUAUGACCCAGCAGCUGCAAAUUUUGUCAGAGACGAAUCUUAAAGGGAUACAGGUUAUGAAGGAGCUAUAUGAGUCAAAAAUUACUGAAAUUAACAGUAUUCAGGAAGCCCAGAGGUCAAUUCAGAUGAGGGAAACUCAGCAGAGAUAUUCUUUUGCGCUACAAGAAGAACAGAUAAGUAGAGAAUACAUUGAAAAACAGUUGCUUAUUGAAGAGCAGAAAAAGAAAAUUGAAGAAAAUGAACGAAAAAUCAAUGAAAUGAAGCAAAAUAAAGAAGUGAUUAGCAAGAAAAAAGAGGAAUUAGAAAAAAUCACGCAGGAAGAGGUUGAGGAACAAAAAGUAGAAAUUCCUGCAGAAAUGCAGCCGGUUACUAUAAAAAUGCCAGAAAAAAAAUUGGUUGAAGAAGUCAAAAUUACUACGUCGAAUGCAAGGGAGCUUGAAGAUGAUUCAGGAUCUGAAAAAGAAGAGAUUCAGGAGGUUUCGAUUAAAAUAAAAUCUAAUGCAGAAGAACUUGAAGAUGAUUCUGCGUCUGAAGAAGAAAAAAUUGAACAGCCAUCACUUAAGGUGGAAAAGUCAAUUGAAGAAAUUGCUAUUCAGAAGCCACAACGCAGAGAACAAAUAUCAAAAGAAAUCGAAACCGAAAAAGAAAACAUAGAAACUCAAAUUGAUUUUCCACAAGAAAAAUUAAUAAAAAAAGAAAUAGACCCAGCAAGACGAAAAAAGUGUAUUUCUAUUGCAGAGGGUAUAAGGCCAUUAAUGCAAAGGCAAACUCAUUUAGCUUUUCAUGAAAAAUAUUCAUCUCCUAUUACAACUUUUUUUUACUAUGAUUACCAGUAUUUAACUGAAACAAGAGCAAAAAUUGAAGUCUUACUAGAUAAGGAAUUUCCGAAAUUCUCUGAAGAGGAGCUAAACAAUAGAAUGAGAAGUGAUCCUACUUAUUUAUCGGCCAGAGUAGAAAUUUUUGAUAAAGUAAACCAAAUGUACAUAGAAAUCAAACAAAGGUCUCCAAGCUCCAAAUUGAAAUUUGCCAAACCAGUUGAUAAUGUCCCAGUUCCCAAAAGGAAAAAAUCUUUAUCAGAUGAUAAUGUAAAAGAGCCUGAAGCUGUUAGUUCAAAGCAAGAUCCACUUAAAUCCCCUAAGCUGAAGUCUCAAAAUUCUGACUCAAAAAUAAUCAAGCCAGAAAAAAAAUUUAUUGCGAUGAAUCCUGAAGUUCUUCAUCAAUUGUCAUCUAAAAGCCUAAAUUUAAAUGUCCAAGAAGCAAAUAAAGCCUCUGAAUCUGAGGUAAAAAACAUUGAAGAGGAAGAAGAAAAAAAAAUUUAUAAAAUAAUUUCUGAUAACAAAAUUAAUUAUUUUUAAAAAUAAAUUUUAUCCAUUUAUGCAUUUUAGGUAUAUAAGAUUUCAGGAAGAAUUGAUGAUAGUAUUGCCUCAAAAGAAUCAAAAUUAAUUCAAGGGGUAGAACAUAUUCAAAAUAAAGAAUCAAUAAAAGAUCCAACAAUAGUAGAAAAAAGUACAAACAAUUUUAGAGAAGGAGCUGUUUUUGGGGAAAGAAAUCUUGGGAAAAAUUCUGUUCCAAUGCUAACUACUCAAAAAAUGAAAAAACAAAUGCUACUUAUAGGGACAAAAGCAAUACUAAAGCUGCUGAAUAGGGACGUUAAAAAGCAUGAUGUGGAGCUGCAAGAAGUAUUUUAA
Molecule: messenger RNA, 2346 nt
Organism: Blepharisma stoltei
Lineage: Eukaryota; Ciliophora; Heterotrichea; Heterotrichida; Blepharismidae
Source: the annotation of a GenBank genome assembly